Meleagris gallopavo (turkey) is the source of this 1672-nucleotide messenger RNA. RefSeq names its product hypocretin receptor 2 (gene HCRTR2). The record is from RefSeq and is a predicted model, not a curated record. Gene Ontology annotation, molecular function: orexin receptor activity. Gene Ontology annotation, biological process: feeding behavior; G protein-coupled receptor signaling pathway; circadian sleep/wake cycle process. Gene Ontology annotation, cellular component: plasma membrane. Lineage: Eukaryota; Metazoa; Chordata; Aves; Galliformes; Phasianidae.
CUGGAACUUCUUCUGUUGUUCAAAAAAAAUGGAAGUCUCUGCAGUCCUCAGCACAGCAACGAGGGCUGGGACAGUCAACAAAGUCAAAGAUCAGUGCUGUGGCAGCUGAAAUAAAACAGAUUCGUGCAAGAAGGAAAACAGCACGUAUGCUAAUGGUUGUCCUCCUGGUUUUUGCACUUUGCUAUCUGCCAAUUAGCAUCCUCAAUAUCUUGAAAAGGGUUUUUGGGAUGUUUAAUCAUGCUGAUGACAGAGAAACCGUAUAUGCCUGGUUCACAUUUUCACACUGGCUUGUAUAUGCAAACAGUGCAGCCAAUCCUAUUAUUUAUAACUUCCUCAGCGGGAAGUUUAGAGAAGAAUUUAAAGCAGCGUUUUCUUGUUGCGUCUUUGGUAUUCACAGUCACCAUGAUGAACGACUCACAAGAGGUCGUGCCAGUACAGAGAGUCGAAAAUCUUUGACCACCCAGAUCAGCAAUUUUGACAAUGUUUCAAAACAUUCAGAACAUGUUGUACUGACCAACAUAAACACACUUACGGCAAAUGGAAUUACAGCUACAUUCAGCCCUUUGAAGUCAAUGGAACUGCAUCUCCACAUACCAGGAGUGAACAUGUCUUCAAAUUUAGAUGAAACAGUGAGAAUUUCUGCAGGAUGCACUGGCAACACAGAGAAUGCAGAAUGGGAUAAAUUUGUCCCUAGUGUAACUAAACUUACCUCAAUGGAAUUACAGCAAGGAUGACUUUGGCUCAAUACAGCUGAGAAUGGCAUUUGUUUUUAGCUGUGUUACAGACUAGAACAACUGGACAAAAGGAUUCCUGCAAAACGACUGCCUCUUCUACUUCUUCUCAGUCUUAUGGAAACCUACUUACCUCAGUAUGAGCUAAGCAACGUCUUUACAAGUCUUUUUAAAGAGUGGAUUGUAUCAUACUUUGUAAAUACUGUAGAUAUUUAUUUUUAUAUAUUUUAGAUGCUGUGGAAUGUUCUAAAAUGUACCAUAUAAAGAAUACUACGUAUUUGAAAGAAGUCUCAAAUAUUUAUUUAUAUCCUGUUUCUAUUAAUUAAUGACUUAUUUACAAGGAAUACUUAUGCACUAGUGGUAUUCUGGAAUUACUUUGCACUUCUUUUUCUGCUAUUCCACUUGUAGUAAAUUCUGUAUUAAGGAAGUUUCACUUCAGAUUGAUUUUGGGAGAUUCCAGACUACUUUUCUAAGCACAGACAUGCUUCUGAGACAUGAAUUCGAAGUGCUGAAAGUCACAUAUAUUUUCAAAGGUUACACUAAAUAGCCAGUCUCUUUUUCUUCAGGUGAGUGCCUAAAAGGUAAUUACUUAAAAAAAAACUUGCAUGACGUUCAAAGGUGCUAUUCCUACUCAGGCCACUAGGAAUAACAAGUAUCAGCACUUCUGAAGAACUGGACAUUUUAGCUUUGGUAACUCCUUUUAGUCCAUAAUGUCUGCAAGUGCUACUCCAGAAGAUCUCCAAAUACUCUUAAAAUAGAAAACACUGGUUAUUUUGCUUGCUCUCACAGUUUAUCUUUCAUCUGCCAUUUAGCAUCAAUGAUACAAACAUUUAACAAUUUUAUGUGCCAAGAAAAUGUUGAUUUUUGAACAACUAAAAUAAAGUAUUUCUCUCUGGAAAUUUAGAGGAGAUAUUUCAUUGCUCUAGCAGAUGAAGUACUCA